Molecule: messenger RNA, 687 nt
Organism: Lolium perenne
Lineage: Eukaryota; Viridiplantae; Streptophyta; Magnoliopsida; Poales; Poaceae
Source: RefSeq, a predicted model, not a curated record
AUGGGAAAAAAAUUCGUUGCCGUGCGUAAGCCCACGGCAAAGAAAUCUGCCGCACGGCAAAGGGAACUUUGCGCACGACAAAGGCCUUGCAGCACGGCAAAGGUUACUUUGCGCACGGCAAAGUCCUGGCCGCACGGCAAAGAGGUGCCUUACGGCAACGUUGCUGAUAAGGUGACACGCGUGCGUCCCGACCACCCAUUCUCCCACACGCGCCCCUCCCACCCACCUCUGCAUCCUCCCAACGCGAGCGCCGCCGCCGCCGUCCGCUGCCCCGCCCACACCUCACCUCUCUCCCCCACCCUCCCGCGCCCCACCCGCGCGCCGCCGGAGUCGCCCACGCCGCCACCGCCGCCACCGCCGCGGGCCCCUCCCCUCGGCUGCUGCUGCCGCGUGCCCCAGCCUGCUGCUCGCCGCCGAGUCGCUCACGGCUGCCGCUCGCGCGCGCCUGCUGCUCGCGCCUCCCCUAGCUGCUGCUGCUUGCCCCUCCUCCUCCGCCGCGUGCCCGUGUCUGCUCGUCCCUCCGCCGGACCGUGUGCUGCUCGCCCCCACCGUCGCCGCCCGUGCUGUUCGCCCCGGGCCGCCGCCCGUGCUGCUGCUGCUCGCCCGCUCCACCUGCCACCAGCCGCGGGAGCUGCGGCCGCCACCGCCGCAGAAGCUCCGGCCACCACCCGACCGGCGAUGCUUUGA